Molecule: messenger RNA, 1900 nt
Organism: Candoia aspera
Lineage: Eukaryota; Metazoa; Chordata; Lepidosauria; Squamata; Candoiidae
Gene: HARBI1
Product: harbinger transposase derived 1
Exons: 2
Coding region: 720-1766 (348 amino acids)
Source: RefSeq, a predicted model, not a curated record
CUAUUGGGGAAAUAACUUUCACUGCUGCCUAUUUCUAAGAAAAACAUGAACUUAAGUAUCACUGAUUAACUCCCUGAUUUACUUCUGUAGGGGAUUAAUUUAUGUGCAUCAGUCAAGGAAGAAAACAUUUUCCUAAACUUGUUUGACUAGUUUGGAGAGAGAAUGUAAACAUGGUAUUAAUUUCUUGUGGAAUGUGUGCUCUUCAAAUCUUGGAUAUGACCUUGGGUCAAUAUUAAUUGUGCAUUCUUGCAUGCUGAAAUAUCCCCUGGCUCUGUAAAAUUAUAGUUUUUUUUAAUCCAUUACUAUAAAAUUUUGCCACAAAAAUUGCUAUAAUUCACCCUUAACUGACAUUAAUAGCAGAAUCUCAUGGAGACCUCAUUUCCUUUUUUUCCAGUAAAAUUUAUUUGGUUGGAGUUUGGCACAUUAAUAAUACUGUGGGAAAGUUUAUUACAUAUCUUUUGCUUGCGUUCUCAGAAUGUUAUACUUUAGUUUUAUAGCAAUAAUAUCAAAUAAAAUGAGAGUUCCUAUAUAUAAAUGAAUUUCAAAGUCCUAUUCAAAAAUUCUGAUAUUUAAGCCAAUGUGAUUUAUGCUGAAGUGGGAAGAAGAAAACAGCAGGGAAAUGUACAAUAUUUUUAUCAAUAUGCUGUAUUUUUCUUUUUGCUUUCUUUUCACCUGCAUUCUUUUCUAAUGAAGGUCUACAUAGAGAAGGAAGAUCUAUUAUGGCCAUUCCCAUAGCAGUUAUUGAUUGUGAUCUCUUGCUGUAUGGACGUGGACAUAGGACACUGGAUCGCUUCAAGCUGGAGGAUGUUACUGAUGAAUAUCUGGUAUCUAUGUAUGGAUUUCCACGUCAGUUCAUUUUUUAUUUGGUGGAUCUUCUAGGUGCCAAUCUUUCUCGUCCCACCCAACGAUCCAGAGCCAUCAGCCCAGAGACGCAGAUUCUUGCUGCAUUAGGUUUUUAUACUUCUGGCUCUUUUCAGACUCGCAUGGGAGAUGCCAUUGGCAUUAGCCAAGCAUCUAUGAGUCGUUGUGUUGCCAAUGUUACCGAUGCUUUGGUGGAAAGAGCCUCUCAGUUUAUUCAUUUCCCAGGGGAUGAAGAGUCAAUACAACAUCUGAAAGAUGACUUUUAUGGGCUGGCAGGUAUGCCAGGGGUACUAGGAUUGGUUGAUUGCAAUCAUGUAGCAAUAAAGGCACCCAAUGCUGAGGACUUGUCAUAUGUGAAUCGAAAGGGCCUUCAUUCUUUAAAUUGCCUGAUGGUGUGUAAUGCCAGGGGAAUGCUGAUGAGUGCGGAAACACACUGGCCAGGCAGCCUGCAGGACUGCACUGUGCUUCAGCAGUCAGCUCUGAGAAAUCAAUUUGAAGCUGGUAUGCAGAAAGAUGGGUGGCUACUUGGUGAUAGUUCUUUCCUUCUUCGCACCUGGCUAAUGACUCCUCUGCAUAUUCCUGAAACACCUGCAGAGUACAGAUACAACAUGGCACAUUCAGCAACUCAUAAUAUUAUUGAACAAACAUUCAGGACAAUCCAAUCCCGGUUCCGUUGUUUGGAUGGAUCAAAGGGGACGUUACAGUAUUCUCCAGAAAAAGCAAGCAACAUCAUCCUGGCUUGCUGUGUACUUCAUAAUAUCUCUCUGGAGCAUGGGAUGGAUAUAUGGUCUUCCUCAGAUUUGGAACAAGUAGAGCAUCCAGAGGAAGAAUAUGAGCAUAUGGAAUCGCUCGACUCUGAAGCUGACAGAGAUCGUAAGGAAUUAUUGCUUACACACUUUAGCUAACCAAAUUUGAGAAUAUCAAGUUGGAUUUAAGAAAAAAGAUAAAGGGAAGCAUAGUGUUAAGUUUUUAAAAAGAAUUUGCCAAGAGGAAUAUAUUAUUUAUCAGUACUUUGAGAAAAUAAAAUGUUGAACAAGUG